UAGUUAAAGGCAGUGACUGUAGACACGUUUAAAGAGGAGAGCCCAACAACACAAUCUGCUGAUCACAAAUAAACACAGCACACCAAAUCAUAGCAGUAUGAGCUCAAAGGGUGGCACUGCCCUGUCCCGACGCAGCUAUCGCCUGGCAUCUGACAUGGACAAACCCAAAGUCACAGGUAUUGUGAAUGAGAAGCUACUGAGUGACUAUCUGCACCAUGUGUUUCCUGCCUCCAGUAAGCAGGGACCGGCAUCAGCAGCGUACAGAAAAACCCUGAUGUUCCAGGAUCUCGGAGCUCAUCUGGAGAAGCUGCUGGCUGAAGAUAAUGUCACCGAGGACAGCAGAGAUCAGAUAGAAGGCUGCCUUGGACCUUCAACUGUCGUCCUGGAUCACAGCAGUGGGUUUGAAGGGCUAUUAUUUGUUGACGAUGACCUUUUGGGGGUCAUUGGCCACAGUAACUUCAGCUCCAUCAGAGCCACCACAUGUGCUUACAAAGGGAAAUGGGUCUACGAAGUUCUCAUCUCAUCUCAAGGCCUAAUGCAAAUCGGAUGGUGCACAUUGAACUGCAGAUUCAACCAAGAGGAAGGAGUCGGGGACACGCCGGACUCGUACGCUUAUGACGGAAACAGAGUCCGCAAAUGGAACGUGACAACCACCAACUACGGCAAGUCCUGGGCUGCUGGUGAUAUCGUCAGCUGCUUGAUAGAUUUGGAUGAGGGAACCAUUACGUUUUGUCUUAAUGGACAGUCUCUCGGUGUUGCGUUCAGCAAUAUUAAGGCGGGGCCGGGCAUCGCAUAUUUCCCUGCGAUCAGCCUUUCCUUCAAAGAAUCUGUAGCCUUUAAUUUCGGCAGCCGUCCUCUCAGAUACCCUGUGGAAGGUUACCUUCCUCUUCAAAGCCCACCAACCACUGACCUCAUCAACGCCAACAGGCUUCUGGGAUACCUCAAGACAGUCCUGUCCACCUCCAUCGACACACAGGAGGAAAAGCUUGUGGAGAGAGACAGUGGAACCUGGCAGAUUCAAGGAGAUCCCACCAUCCUGGUCACCCUUGCACAUAUAUUCAACCACUUUGCACCUCUCAUGUGCAAAGUGUACUUAGUGGAGGAUGUGCUGAUGAACUUCCUGUUGAGUAUAUUGGAGGGUGGAGGGUCUGUCGAAGAACAUCCUCUUAUACAACAGCUGCUGGAUCUUUUCUGGCUUCUCAUGGAGGACCACGAGGUGAGCGAGUGUCUGAAGCAGCUGAUGAUGUCUCUGCUGAGAGCGUAUCGUUUCUCUCCCAUCAUCCCUGAUCUGGGCUUUCAGAUUCAUUACCUUCGUCUGACCACAGCGAUACUCCGGCAUGAGAAGUCCAGGAAGUACCUGCUCAGCAACGUCCUGUUUGACGUGCUCCGGUCUGUGGUCUUCUUCUACAUCAAGACCCCUCUGAGAGUGAAGGAGGCAGGGCUGGAGGAGCUCAUCCCGACCACCUGGUGGCCCACACGCUUCGACAAAGAGGGCAAAGAUGAGAGAGACACGCGCGAGGAGACGGCCGAGGAGAGGCUGAGACGGCGAGCGUACGAGCGAGGCUGUCACAGACUGAAAAAGAGGAUUGAGGUUGUGGAGGAGCUGCAGGUUCAGAUCCUGAGGUUAAUGCUGAACAACAAAGACAAAGGGACGGGCGAAGCAUCUCGAUACAUUUUCCUCAACAAAUUCCGCAAGUUCCUUCAAGAGAACGCCAGCAAUAGAGGGAACCCCACAGUGUUGUGUCCUCCUGAAUACAUGGUGUGUUUCAUACACCGGCUCAUCACGGCCAUCAGGAGCUACUGGGAUGAAGGCAAGAGAAAAAGCCCAGGAUCCAUCAGCAGUGAAGAUGACCUGGCUGCAAAAGCCAACAUCAUCAUAGACCCGGCGGAGAUCCAGGCCUCAUCCAUGGAUGAUUUGGAUGAAGAUGAGGAAACUGGAGCUGCCCAGAGACCGUCUGGCGCUGUGGCCAUGGGUGGCGCUUUGGCCCGUCCCAGCUGGUUGAGUUCCCCGACACUGGGCAGAGCCAACCGCUUCCUGAGCACCGCCGCCGUCAGCCUAAUGACCCCUCGACGACCCCUCGCCCCGCCGGAGAAGGUCAAAGUCCGGACCCUCGCCGUGGAGCAGAGGACCGAGGAAGACAUCGAGGGAAGCCAUGGUAACGAUGGGCUGUUGCUGGGGCGACCGUUAGAAGAGCCGGACCAGCCAAUCACAGAGAAGUCCCUGCUGGAGAUUCUGGAUGGGGUUGUGAUGAUGUACAAUCUGAGCGUUCAUCAGCAGCUUGGCAAGAUGGUGGUUGUAUCGGAUGAUGUUCACGAGUACGCUGUCGCCCUAAAGGACACGGAAGAGAAGAUCGCCCGAUGCCCGAGCAGAAGGCUAGAUAUUUUAGAAGAGUUGCAGAAGAGCCAAAAAGUGUUUGCUGAAAAGCUGAACCACCUGAGUCGUAGGUUGGCCUGGAUCAACGCCACCAUCUACUCAAAGGAGAAGAUGCUGGACGUGUACUGGCUCCUCAGGGUGUGUCUCCGUACCAUCGAGCAUUCGGACAGCACAGGCUCCCUGUUCGCAUUCAUGCCCGAAUUCUACCUCAACGUGGCCAUGAACAGCUACAGUGCCCUCAAAAACUACUUCAGCCCCUCCAACUGCAUGGAAGAACUUCCAGGUUAUGAGGAAACACUCACUCAGCUCGCAGCCAUUCUUGCCAAACACUUCGCUGAUCUGCGCAUCGUUGGCACCGAUAUCAAAGACUCACUGAUGCAGGCUUUAGCCAGUUACGUGUGUUACCCACAAUCCCUGCGUGCCGUCGAGAAGAUCCCAGAAGAUCAGCGGAUGGCUAUGAUGAGGAACUUACUGGCUCCAUAUGAACAGAGACCUUGGGCUCAAACCAACUGGAUCCUGGUUCGUCUUUGGAGGGGUUGUGGCUUUGGCUACAGGUACACACGUCUGCCUCAUCUGCUGAAGACCAAACCAGAGGACGCAAACCUGCCCAGCCUGCAAAGGGAUUUGUCAAUUGCUAGUUUUCAAA
Molecule: messenger RNA, 3020 nt
Organism: Sinocyclocheilus grahami
Lineage: Eukaryota; Metazoa; Chordata; Actinopteri; Cypriniformes; Cyprinidae
Product: E3 ubiquitin-protein ligase RNF123-like
Exons: 31
Cellular component (GO): cytoplasm
Molecular function (GO): ubiquitin-protein transferase activity; protein binding
Source: RefSeq, a predicted model, not a curated record